Molecule: messenger RNA, 710 nt
Organism: Racocetra persica
Lineage: Eukaryota; Fungi; Glomeromycota; Glomeromycetes; Diversisporales; Gigasporaceae
Source: the annotation of a GenBank genome assembly
AAAAAUAUAAUGUUAUUGUUGAAUUAACUGCUGCUAGAAGAACCGGGGUUCAUAGAUAUACUUUUGUGAAAAAUAAACAAAAAAAAGCAUUUGUAUUGUUAGAUCUAAGUCAUAUAUUGACGCAAGGUGGAAGUUCACGAUACAGAGGUGGUUCAAUAUACACCGUAUCCCCAUCCCAGAUAACAGGAGUGGGUCAUUAUUCCGGAGGAUGGAAUGAAGGACCAAAAUAUACAGUGUAUUUUUGUUCUCAAUUUAACAAAAAUUCUAGUUCUUUUGGUACAUUUUGGAAGAAUUUCAUAACUGAAAACUCAACCUUUCAAAGUUCUUAUGAUAUAUCUUUUGAUACACCUGCUAUUGGAGCAGUUCUUGGAUUUGAUUUUGAUAAUGAACUACAUAAAUCAAAAUUAGUCAUAAUAUCACGAGUUGGAAUAAGUUUUAUAUCUUCAGAUCAAGCAUGUAAAAAUGCUCAAGAGGAAGUUCCAAAUUUUGACUUUGAAAAAACUCGUGAAUUGGCUGUUAAUGCUUGGGAAGCCGAACUUUCAAAGAUUAGAGUUGAUGGUGAGGUUAGGAGUGAUUUAAAAACCAUCUUUUAUUCUAGUUUAUAUAGAACUAUGAUUAUUCCUAGCGAUCGUACGGGUGAAAAUCCGAAAUGGACUUCUUAUGAUAAUGAAGGAAAACUUGUGCCAAAUUAUGACGAUUUUUAUACACUA